Messenger RNA from Sebastes umbrosus (honeycomb rockfish), 2602 nucleotides. RefSeq names its product plasmalemma vesicle associated protein a (gene plvapa). NCBI's taxonomy places the organism in Eukaryota, Metazoa, Chordata, Actinopteri, Perciformes, Sebastidae. The coding region runs from base 221 to 2278 and encodes 685 amino acids. Gene Ontology annotation, biological process: regulation of vascular permeability; positive regulation of cellular extravasation. The transcript has 6 exons. Gene Ontology annotation, cellular component: caveola. The record is from RefSeq and is a predicted model, not a curated record.
CACUCACAAUCUGAUCAAUUCUCAUGCUAUCAACGCUGCUGAGAGGAAACGUCUGUAGUGCGCUUGGCUUUGUUAGAGGAAGGGCCACAAGCUUUACACGAAAGGGGCUGUGAAAUUGCAGAGUGCUGAGGAGGAACCUCUGAUUUAGAGUGGCUGGCCACUCGUAGUAAUCCUCGAGCCUCACCACUUCUCUCUGACACUCCUUCAACCAUCAGCAACAAUGUACAGCAGCGCCUUCUCCAAGGUCUCCAAGUCCAGCCCGCAGGGCCAAAAGAGGACGCAGUACCGCUCAAAGGGCAAGAGCUGCGGCUACUACAUGCGCAUCGUCUUCUUCUUCUCUUCGCUCAUUCAGUCUCUUAUCAUAGUCAGCCUGGUGCUCUUUCUGGUCUACGGUAAGUCGCAGGACUCGGCGUCCACAUCGCGCAUCCACGACCUGGAGGAGACCUUCAGCCGACUCUCCAUAGAGAACGUCGCCCUGCGGCACCAGAGGAAGAACCUGACCAACUUACUCAACACCACCCUGACCGAGAAGGCCCGCAACGACUGGGACCUGGCCAAGCUCGUCUUCUUCUCCAACAUCUCGGCGAUCCUUAUCCAAGAUAUUGACAAGAGGCUGCAACAGUGCAACACCAAGUUGUACUUUUGUGAGAGCUCAUUAAGUGUUUCUGCCCGAUGCCCACCCCAAUUUGGCCAACAACCUACAACCUGUAACUGUGGGCUGCUGGCUGAGCGUCUGAAAGCCAGGCUUGAGCUUGUGGAGUCCAACUUCACGCAAUCAACGCAGAGGAUGAGAAUGGAAAUGGACCAGACUGCCAAAGAGAGGGACAACAUUAACCUGGAGGUCAUCCGUCUGCGGAGGGACAAAUUCACACAUGAAAAGGAAGUGGAGUUCUUUAGCCAGAAAUGCAAAGAUGACUUUUCCCAGUCCUUGAGCGGUAUCAGCAACGUGUCCAAGGCUUUCCUGGAGAAGAUCAAUUCCCUCUUCCCUUCACACAUCGCCUUCCAGCUCACCUGCCCCAAACAGAGGGAACACCUGGAGCAGAUCCGCACUAACUGCACCAGCCUGUCCUUGGAAGUGGAGGACAAGCUCCAGCGUUACCUGAAUACCGUGGGAGGACAGGUGUCGGUCAUCCAGGGUGAGAACAGCCGCUUGAAGGCAGAGAACUGGCGGCUGUCUGACGACUACCGCUGGUGCAGCAAUAACCGCUCCGGCCUGAUCCUGCAGAACCGACAGAACUUGGACAAGCUUCAGCGGAAAAACGACGAGGACAAGGAGAAACUCCUGAUGGACAAGAUAAGACUAAAUGGAGAGAUAGAAGUCCUGAACAACAAUGUCAAGUAUAAAAGUAGAGCCAUUGAUCACCUUACGGAGCAAAACAGGCAGCUCAACAUGUCAUGCAUGUCUAAGCCAGGGUCCGGUGGAUUUACAGGAGGCUUGACACAGUCCCAGCCUGGGUGGGGCUUGCCCGGUGGUGUGGGUCAGCAUGGUGGGGCAGGGACAGGCGGGAUGGGCUCAUAUGGGACAGCAUACAAUAAGCCAGCAAUUUCUCCUGGGUCUAGUAGCGCUGUUGGGUCAGCAUACAAUAAGCCAGCAAUUUCUUCUGGGUCUACUAGCUCUAUUGGGUCAGCAUACAAUAAACCAGCAAUUUCUUCUGGGUCUAGUAGCUCUAUUGGGUCAGCGUACAAUAAGCCAGCAUCAACUGGGACAGGCUCCUCAAGCUCGUCCUCCUCGUCAACUGGGUCAGUGUACAAUAAGCCAGCAUCAACUGGGACAGGCUCCUCAAGCUCGUCCUCCUCGUCAACUGGGUCAGUGUACAAUAAGCCAGCAUCAACUGGGACAGGCUCCUCAAGCUCGUCCUCCUCGUCAACUGGGUCAGUGUACAAUAAGCCAGCAUCAACUGGGACAGGCUCCUCAAGCUCGUCCUCCUCGUCAACUGGGUCAGUGUACAAUAAGCCAGCAGUGAUUGCGAAAGGCUCUGUCUCAAGUGGGACAGGCCAACAAAAUAAGCCAACAACAGCAGUGAAAAGCCCCUCUUGGUGGGGGAUUAGCAGUAGUAGUAGCGCAGGGCAGAGUAGGACAGGAAGUGGAACAGGAACAGGGAGAGGAUCAUCAACUGGGAGUAGUUCUGGUGGAACUGGAUCGUCGUUUGAUGCAGGAAAAACUGGUGGACUGGGAAGUGGCCAAAUCAACGUCGCUCAACACCUCAGAGAUCUGCAGCGCAUCAUCAACCCCUCCGGCCCAGAGGAGAAACAAGAUCUCUCCAGAAUGCUGGGCUAGUCCACCUUGAUGGGAAAAACCAAAACUUAAAAGAAAUGUUUCUUCCAUCUUCUUUCUUUCUAUUAAACACAGCUGAAUGCAAGCUCCUCAUAUUGACUCCACAUGUUCUAUAUCAAUACAUGUACCAUAUGUUAUACACUGUUUGUGACAGUUUAUACUUCAAUAUGCACUUAGAAAAGGAAUUUGAAUAACUUUUGCACUUUUGAAUGUAAAAUGUGAAGUUUGUGUGUAAAUGAAUUGUAUCUGCACAGUAUGAUAAAGCACAUAUUGUAUUUUUAGACUGUAAAUACAGAUAAAUAAAAGCUAUGUUUGAACGUAAGCGCA